This is a messenger RNA of Lindgomyces ingoldianus, 840 nucleotides long. RefSeq lists its product as uncharacterized. The transcript has 2 exons. The record is from RefSeq and is a predicted model, not a curated record. Gene Ontology annotation, biological process: dephosphorylation. Gene Ontology annotation, molecular function: phosphoprotein phosphatase activity. Bases 1 to 840 code for a protein of 279 amino acids. NCBI's taxonomy places the organism in Eukaryota, Fungi, Ascomycota, Dothideomycetes, Pleosporales, Lindgomycetaceae.
AUGGCUACCGAAUCAGUUCCCUACAAUCUCAAAGAGCUCAUCGAAAUCGACAUGCUCACUGUCAUCGACAAGCCCAUCAUCGAUGAGGUUCUUGCUAAACCGCCCUUCAUAUCUAUCCCAGGAAUCAUCAAUCUCCGCGACAUUGGCGCAAAUGCCUCUCCGUUCCUCAAGCCCGGCUUGAUCUACCGCUCGGGGUCUAUCUCUUCCAUUCCUGAGGCCAGUCAAAUUCAGUUGAAGCAUGAGCUUGGUAUCAAGCUAAUCCUGGAUCUGCGAACCGAGAGAGAAAUCCAGAGGUCUCCAAAUCCAGUCAUCGAAGGGGUCAAGAAUGUACAUUUUGAGAGUAGUAGGGCACCGACUCCGAUUGACAUGGAGAAGUUUGUAGAAGAGAAUGGGAAAAGGGGGUAUGUGGAGAUAUAUGCGGAAAUCUUGGAGAUUCAUCGGCCAAGUAUUAAGGCUGCUUUAGAGUGGGUUAGGGAUGAGCAAAGUCCCAUACUGUUCCAUUGUACCGCUGGCAAAGACCGCACCGGCGUCCUAGCAGCCAUCAUUCUUGGUCUCGCUGGUGUACCGACCGAUGCAAUUGCAUAUGACUACUCGCUGACCCGGCUAGGCAUCGAGCCAUCUCGUGAGUCCCUUAUGGCUAUGCUAAAGAUGUGGAAUAAAGAUUGGGGUUUGGAAACCCCGGGCAUUUCAGGAUUCUCUCAAGUGAAGGGGAGCUUCAUGGUGGGAACUUUGGAAAUGGUGGAUGAGAAGUAUGGUGGGGUGGAGGGGUAUGUCAAGGGGGAGUUGGGAUUUUCGGACGCGGAUGUGGAGAGGACUCGAAAAGCAAUCAGGGGCGAGUAA